UCUGUUUUAUUGAUUAUAUAUGAAUCAUUGAAUCGAUCAUCAAUCGUAAAUCAAUAAUGAGUUUUCUUGGAUUUCGACAAUCGGCUGAAAUCGACAUAUUAUUGGAUGGAGCCGAAAGUCGUAAAAUGGCCGAUAUUAAAACCGAGGAUGGUAAAAAAGAACGAUAUUAUCUUUAUUAUGAUGGUGAAACUGUUUCGGGAAAGGUGAAUAUUAAUCUGAAAAAACCGGGACAAAAAUUAGAACAUCAAGGCAUCAAAGUGGAAUUUAUUGGUGAAAUUGAAUUAUAUCAAGAUCGUAGUAAUCAUCAUGAAUUCACUAGUUUGGUCAAAGAUCUGGCACGGCCAUCAGAAAUGCUUCAGAAUACAAGCUAUUCAUUUGAAUUUGCAAAUGUUGAAAAACCGUAUGAAUCAUAUACGGGUAGUAAUGUAAGGCUUCGAUAUUUUCUUCGUGUGACCAUUGCACGUCGAUUAACGGAUAUUGUAAAAGAAAUGGAAAUUGUCGUACACACUUUAUCCCAUUAUCCGGAGGUUAAUUCACCCAUCAAAAUGGAAGUCGGCAUCGAAGAUUGUCUUCACAUUGAAUUCGAAUACAACAAAUCAAAAUAUCAUUUGAAAGAUGUUAUUGUGGGCAAAAUAUAUUUCCUCUUGGUACGUAUCAAAAUCAAACAUAUGGAAAUUACAAUCAUCAAGAAAGAAUCGACUGGUAUUGGUCAGAAUACAUUUAAUGAUAAUGAAAUCAUUGCCAAAUAUGAGAUUAUGGACGGUGCACCGGUACGUGGAGAAUCCAUUCCGAUCAGAUUGUUUUUGGCUGGCUAUGAUCUAACACCAACGAUGAAAGAUAUUAAUAAAAAAUUUUCCGUUCGUUAUUAUCUGAAUUUGGUGUUGGUUGACGAAGAAGAACGUCGAUAUUUCAAACAACAGGAAAUUAUUCUUUGGCGUAAAGGUGAUCGUAUUCGACGUACAAUUCCUACACAACAGCAACAACCAUCACAACAAUCGGCAGCAAUCAUACAGCCAACACAAUCAUCAUUGCCGUCAUCGGCAUCAACAGUACAACAACAGCCACAACCACAAGAAGCAUAAUCACAACGUGUGGAUCGAAUUGGAUCGACUAUUAUUAAUUUUUUUUUUGGGGCCGAUUUCAUAUUCCAAAUUAUUUUUUUUAAUUAUCAAAAAAAAAACAUUAUAACACACACUGAUCAGAAAAAAGGUGUGAUUUAUGCAAUAAUAAUUAUUAAUAGUUUAUAA
This is a messenger RNA of Dermatophagoides farinae (American house dust mite), 1247 nucleotides long. RefSeq names its product vacuolar protein sorting 26 (gene Vps26). NCBI's taxonomy places the organism in Eukaryota, Metazoa, Arthropoda, Arachnida, Sarcoptiformes, Pyroglyphidae. Gene Ontology annotation, biological process: intracellular protein transport. The record is from RefSeq and is a predicted model, not a curated record.